UAGCAACGCUUGACUGUCCUUAAAGUAAUUACAGAUUUUGAAAACCAAUGGCUAUUAAGGCUAAAGAGUGUUUUGUGUAUCUAUUACCUUGGCAAACUUUAGCAAGUUAGCAUUCUAUUUAGUAACCGCGGUGCUCCACCGUGCAACUCCUUUUGCAUAGAUUUAAUUAGGACAAAUAAUAAUCAAACGGCAUUCUUGCGAAUGCGCUCAUGCCUAGACGAAGUCUGUCAAUGUGAGUUUUUGUGUUUGAAGGAGGGGUUACAAAAACGUAAGCCACAUCCCAGUGCUUCUCUUUCUUACCUAAAUAGGGAUGAGUUUGCAGUGAGUUUACCUCCUUCGACUCCCUAUGGUGACAAGUGCCGGAAGAAACAAAUUCGAAGUAGAUAGAUCAUAUUGGAACAUCGCCAAUGCCCUGGCCAAUGCAGCAUGUGAACGAUGUAAGAGUGGCUUUGGUCCCACCGAGAAGAUUGUCAACAGCAAUGGGGAGUUGUACCACGAACAGUGUUUCGUGUGUGCCCAGUGUUUCCAGCAAUUUCCGGAGGGACUCUUCUAUGAGUUCGAAGGAAGAAAAUACUGUGAACACGACUUUCAGAUACUCUUUGCACCCUGCUGCCGCCAAUGUGGUGAGUUCAUCAUAGGCCGUGUUAUCAAGGCCAUGAAUAACAGUUGGCACCCUGACUGCUUCUGCUGUGACAUCUGCCAGGCUGUGCUGGCUGAUGUUGGCUUUGUCAAAAAUGCUGGCAGGCACCUGUGUCGCCCAUGCCAUAAUCGAGAGAAGGCUCGUGGCUUGGGCAAGUACAUCUGCCAGAAGUGCCAUGCCAUCAUUGAAGAGCAACCGCUGAUCUUUAAGAAUGAUCCUUACCACCCAGACCACUUCAACUGCAAUAAUUGUGGGAAAGAGUUGACAGCUGAAGCCAGAGAACUGAAAGGCGAACUUUUUUGUUUGCCUUGCCAUGACAAGAUGGGAGUGCCUAUCUGUGGUGCAUGCAGGAGACCCAUCGAAGGGCGUGUUGUCAAUGCCAUGGGCAAGCAGUGGCAUGUUGAGCAUUUUGUGUGUGCCAAGUGUGAGAAGCCAUUCCUUGGCCAUCGCCAUUAUGAGAGGAAGGGGUUGGCUUACUGUGAAACGCAUUAUAACCAGCUAUUCGGUGAUGUGUGUUACCACUGCAACCGUGUCAUUGAGGGUGAUGUGGUAUCUGCUCUCAACAAGGCCUGGUGUGUCAGCUGUUUCUCCUGCUCUACCUGCAACACAAAGCUCACCCUCAAAGUUAAGUUUGUUGAAAUUGACCUGAAGCCCGUGUGCAAGCACUGCUAUGAGUAUAUACCUGAGGAGCUGAAACCCCGCCUUGCCUACUGUGAGGGUGAUGCCAACAAGUGCAAGAAAAAGCCUGCUGCUUCUCAGAAGAGUUAUCCUUUAUAAGUUGCCUUCUCAUCUGUUGUUUGGUGCAGUUUCUGUCUUUUCUAUUCCUCUGUGGCAUGAUAUACAUGAAUUUUUUAGGUAUGCAUGUAUAUCUUUUCUUGUAUUGACAUUCACAUCAGUUUCCAUCAUUCCCUGCGAGCUACAAUACAGUGAACCUCUGCGAUUUGAGGAACAUUAAAAAUCAGUGAAUAAUUAACACCCUCACAAAUGAGGGUUAUAAUUGUGUCUAGAUGCCACAGCCAAAUGGAGAGCCCUAUAAACCCCCCCCCAUCCAUUAGCCAAGCCGCUUAUCCUCAUAAGGGUCACGGGAGAGCAGGAGCGUAUCCCAGGUUGCUUCAGGCAAAAGGCGGACUACACUGUGAACUGGUCGCCAAUCAGUCACAAGGCAGAUACCUUCACUGAGCAGGAAUCGUACCCAUGCUGCCUGCACCAAAUUCAGGCGUGUGUACCACUUCACCAUCGGUGACUCCUCAUAAAACCUUCACACCAUUCUUCUUGCUUGUAUCCAACCAUGAACCCAUGUAAAAGACAAGUAUUUAGUACUUGCCGCAUCUAAUACAUCACAUUCGUGCACUGAGGUCAUGUGGCUCGCCAAAAUGGCUGCGCCCAUGAAAAUUCGUAAUUGCCGAUAAUCUUCUCAAAACACCAUUAAAUGUGAGAGGAUAAACAUAACAUUUUCAAGAUACAGUACAUAUGAAAUAACCUAUUGGAUACAUUGUUAAUCCAAACAAUUGGAAUUCCCCUUUAAAAUUGUUGACGAUAUCACCGGCACCACCUUAGUUUCAUCAGUGGUAUUAGCUAGCUUAGUAGCCUAAAUGAAGUACUAGCACAAACUAAUUGACUUCACACAUGAGCAAACAAAUAAGCACGCACACUAAUAGGUUAAGUCGCUUAACUCACAUUUUUGCAUUUUCACAAAAUAAUGAAUGUUAGGAAUACAGGUAAAUUGUAAUGGCUAUGUAGACGACACAAGCUAUGUUACAAGGUACGUACAACAUUCAAAUCCACCCAUUUUCUGAGCUGCCUAUUCCCAUGAGGGUCACAGGAGUCCCGGAGCCAAUCCCAGCUGUCACCAAGCAGAAAUCCGGGUUACACCUUAAACUGGUUGCCAGCCAAUUGCAGGGCACAUGGAGACAGACUACAGUCACACUCACAAUCACACCUAGGGGCAAUUUAGAGUGUUCCAAUUAAUAUUGCAUGUUUUUGGGAUGUGAGAUUAAACUGGAGUGCCCAGAGAAAACCCACGCGGAGAACAUGCAAACUCCACACAGGUGGAGUUGUGAGGAUAAGUGGUUCAGAAAAUGGAUGGCUGUAUAUAUACAUUAUAUAGCUGUACAAAGCCAUAAAAAUGGGGAAAAAACAAAAGAAAGAAAAAAUGUAAUUAAACUACAUAAAAGAAAUAAAAUAAAAUGCUCUGCUCACAGAACACAUACGAUCACAUGAGAUAUGCUAACUUAAAAGCCAGGGUGAAAAGAUGGCUUUAAAGCAAGUAUUUAAGUUGAGGCAAAAAUGAGGCUUGUCUGAUAUGGAGUGGCAAAACAUUCAACACUUUUGGAGCGGGAACAGCAAACACUCUUACUGACCCAAUUCUUGUUUGAACAACAGUCGUAGCUUCGAAAUACGAGCUUAGUUCUGUUAUGAUUUUAAAGAGAGGUAUAUUUUCACCAAGUGGUUGAUUUUGAAUUUCUCAAGAAAAGUGCUUUAUUGUGGUUAUCUCCAAGUAUCAAGCCAAGAUGUCAUUCAUCUUUGCAAACUAAAAAUUUGGGGAUCCUCUAGUGUAAUCUCAAACUGCUGCGUGGGAGCAGAAAGCUGGAACUAUAGAUUCUGUAUAGCUACACAGCAAUGACAAUGACUGGAAAAAUGUUGGCUAUACCAGCAACUGCUAUACAGUAGAUGCAGUGCUUUGUCUGAUGAAGCAUUUUAGAACCACAGAUGGCGGGGUGGGUGCAAGGAGGAGGAGAGUCUGGUCAGGAAGAGCAGCUACUCCUUUCGUGUUUAACAACAGCAUUAUGCAAAUUGAGAGCCAACAGGAUCAAUAAAUAAAGAAUACAGUAGGCAGUUAAUGGUGAAAUAUGUAUGCUUUGUAAAGGAGGCAAGACUUUACC
Messenger RNA from Syngnathoides biaculeatus (alligator pipefish), 3522 nucleotides. Its product is annotated as LIM and senescent cell antigen-like-containing domain protein 1. Gene Ontology annotation, biological process: positive regulation of substrate adhesion-dependent cell spreading; cell-cell junction organization; cell-cell adhesion. The record is from RefSeq and is a predicted model, not a curated record. Lineage: Eukaryota; Metazoa; Chordata; Actinopteri; Syngnathiformes; Syngnathidae. The coding region runs from base 347 to 1417 and encodes 356 amino acids. Gene Ontology annotation, cellular component: cell-cell junction; focal adhesion; cytoplasm. The transcript has 10 exons.